Messenger RNA from Heterotrigona itama, 5890 nucleotides. NCBI's taxonomy places the organism in Eukaryota, Metazoa, Arthropoda, Insecta, Hymenoptera, Apidae. The record is from the annotation of a GenBank genome assembly.
AUGGUGGCGUGGGUCAAAGAGUUCGUAAAUCAACAGUUAAAAUCUGAAAAUAAUGCCUGUGUUAAUAAAAUGGGUAUAAUCGUUGAACAUCAUUUGAGAGUAUUGAGUUUCAUAGCACAUAUUGAACGAAUAAUGAGCCCGAUAUGCUUCAUGGAAAUGUUUAAAUGUAUGCUGGGUAUGUGCAUGCCUAGCUAUUACAUCCUUGCGGAAUGGUCUGAACAUAAUAUCCAGAACUUAAUUACAUAUGCCAUGAUAUUAAUAUCUAUGACUUGCAAUAUCUUUUUAGUCUGUUACAUUGGUGAAAUAUUAUCAGAAAAGUGUAAGAAUAUUGGAGACAUGGUUUAUAUGACAAACUGGUAUCAUCUGCCAGACAAAGAUAUUCUAAGCUUAAUUAUGAUCAUUUCACGAUCUAGCGUGAAAGUUAAAAUGACUGCCGGAAAGAUAAUUGACAUGUCGCUAUUCACAUUCGCUAGUAGCACAAUGACGGAGAAGCUCGUCGCAGCAAAGAAAAAGUAUGGCAAUCUCGGCGAAUACAGCAUACAGUUGAGUCGAUGGUAUUUGAAGCCAAUGGGCGCUUGGCCCGAUCCAGUUACCACGAGACGCGAGAAGAUCCUAGCACAAAUUUCAAUCGUUGUCUGCUGUUGUAUCAUACUGUUCACCGUGAUCCCUGCUUUCCUUCACUUCAUUCUCGUAAAUGAAGAUAUCUAUCUGAAACUGAAGGCUCUUGGUCCUUUGUCCCAUUGGUGCGUCGAUGGAUUCAAUUACCUCGUGUUAUUGCUACGUCAGGACGACAUCAGUUAUUGCAUAGAACGCAUACGAUCCGACUGGAAGAUGAUAACGAGAACACAGGAUCAAGAAGAAAUGUGGAAGAGCGCGAAACUUGGCCGCAACAUCGCGGCCUUCUGCGCCGGUUUCAUGCAAGGUACGAUACUCUGCACAUGUUUCGUGUUGGGGACGUUCAAACGGACCGUCGAAAUCGGCAACAAAACCGUGGAUAUUUAUGGUUUACCUUGCCCGACGUACAAAUUCCCAGUUCAGACAAAUCCAACGCACGACGUAAUUCUUGGUACACAAUUUCUGUCAGCGCUGGUAGUAAGUUCGAGUGCCGCAGGUUCUUUUACACUUGCUACCAUAAUCACGAGCCACGCUCUUGGCCAGUUGAACAUAAUGGUGGCGUGGGUGAACGAAUUCACAAUGCGGUCCAGAGAAAAGAGGAAGAAGGCUCAGAUUAACGAAAUAGGUAAAAUCGUUGAACAUCAUUUGAGAGUUCUCAGUUUGAUAGCGCGCAUCGAACGUAUAAUGAGCCCCAUAUGCUUCAUGGAAACGUUCAAGUGUAUGCUGGGUAUGUGCAUGCCUAGCUAUUACAUUCUUGCGGAAUGGUCUGAACAUAAUAUUCAAGCCUUGAUCAUAUACACGAUGGUAUUUUUAUCCAUGACUUUUAACAUUUUCUUAGUAUGUUGCAUCGGUGAAGUCCUCAAAGAACAGUGUCAAAAAGUCGGUGACAUGGUGUACUUGACAAACUGGUACCGCUUGCCUGACAAAGAAAUCCUUAAUAUGAUUAUGAUCAUUUCACGAUGUAACAUGGAGGUUAAAAUAACAGCUGGGAAGAUAAUUACCAUGUCUGUGUAUACUUUCGGCAGUGUACGUCUAUCUAAUGUUCAUUCCUGUAUCAACGACGAUCCUCCACCGAGCAAUCAUUAUGAAACCGACGUACGUCGCGCGUUUCAGUUUUGCCACUGGGUCUGGAAGCCCUUGGGCAUCUACGCCUUCAUCUACAACUGCCGGGACAAAUUCGAGAAAAUGACGUCCGUGGUGUUGAUCCUGAUCAGCUGUUCAAUCCUGCAAUUCGUUAUCGUGCCGUUCGGUUAUUACAUAUUGUUCUACGAGAGGGACAUAGACACGAAGAUCAAAUUCAUGGGCCCGUUGACAUUUUGUUUAACGUCGCUGAUUAAGUACGGUUACCUGGCCAUAAAGAGUUCAGAAUUCGGUCGUUGCGUGAAACGCGUCGAGGAGGAUUGGAGGAUGCUGCGACAGGACGAUCAUCGAGCGAUCAUGCUUCGAUACUUAACCAUGGGCAGGAAACUGAUCACGUUGUGCGCGGCAUUUAUGUACACCGGCGGCCUGUCUUAUCACACGAUCAUGCCGUUACUAUCCAAGAAGAUCAGUGAGAACGUCACGAUCAGGCCGCUCACUUACCCUGGCUACGAGGCGUUUUUCGAUGUUCAGAAAAGCCCCACGUACGAGAUCGUGUAUUGCAUGCACUGCGUCUACGUUUUAAUCACCGGCAAUAUUACGAUGGCUGCGUACAGUUUGACGGCGAUUUGUACCACGCACACCUGUGGCCAGAUCAAGAUACAAACGUCCAGGCUGAAGAACUUGAGGCAGGAUAGAAAGGCGUUGGAGAACGGGAUCGAGGAUCGUUUGGCCGUUGUCGUGAGAGAGCACGCGAAGAUUCUGAGAUUUACGGAAAUCAUGGAGACAGCGUUGCAAGAGUUAUUUUUGAUAGAAGUAGUAACAUCCACGUUGCUGAUAUGCUUGCUCGAAUACUACUGCAUGAUAGAAUGGGAAACAAGCGAUUCGGCCGCGGUAUCAACGUACUUCAUGCUUUUAACUUCGUUCACAUUCAAUAUAUUUAUAUAUUGUUACGUAGGCGAACUCCUCCUUGGACAGGUACUUCUGAAAAAAAAAGAAAAAAAAAAAAACAGACACUCAGUGUCUGAAUCGAUUCAUUCACGAAAUUGCUCGCCUCAUUCUUCGUUACCAUUUUUCAACGGUAGCGAAAUCGCGACAGCUUUGUACGAUAUAGAAUGGUACAAUUUAGCUGGGAAAAAAGCUCGUGACAUCGUUCUGGUGCUCGCCAUAUCGAAAUACCCGCUGAAACUCAGGGCUGGAAAAAUGCUCGUCCUAUCGAUGAAUACUUUCGGCGUGGUAGAUUACACGCUGCAAAUGUGCGAAUGGCUGUUCAAACUAAUCGGAAUGUGGCCCCUCGUCAACAGUCGCACAAGCAAACUGCAACAGAUCGUCUCGAUCGUUCUGAUAAGCUCAAGCUUCUCUAGCAUGCUCUUCAUCAUCUUACCAUCCUUUCAUCACAUCUUCUUCGUGGAGAAAAAUACGGCCAUGAAACUGAAAAUGCUCGGACCAGUUUGUUUCUGUUUCUCGUCUGCGAUCAAGUACUGCUACCUUGGCACGAAGGGACGUUUCUUCGAACGAUGUAUCCAGCACGUCAGAAAGGACUGGGAAACGGUGAACGAUCCAAAUUACCGGACGAUCAUGCUGAAGUACGCGACGAUCAGCAGGAAACUGAUCACGGCAUGCGCGGCUUUCCUGUUCAGCGGUGGACUGUCGUAUCACACGGUAAUGCAAUUUGUGUCGAAGGCGGAAGCAGGGGAAAAUAGCACGUACAGACCACUGGUUUAUCCUGGCUAUGAUUCAUUCUUGGACACUCAGUCCAGCCCUACCUACGAAAUCGUGUUCUCCCUUCACUGUUUCGCCGAUAUAAUCAUGUACAGCGCCGCGACGGCUGCGUACAGUUUGGCCGCGAUCUUUGUUACUCACAUUUGUGGACAGAUUCAGAUACAGAUAGCAAAGUUGCACGAUUUAGUGAAGAGCAAAGAGAGGAAGGAUGGUGGACGUGAUCCUCUGUCACUUAUCGUACGCGAGCAUGUGCAAAUUCUAAGAACACAUAACGUUUUAGAGAAGCAAGUGCGUGGAUAUUUUAGAUUUUCGAAAAAUGUAGAAGAUGCUAUGCGAGAAGUGUGUUUCGUGCAAAUCUUCGAGUCCACGAUGAACAUGUGUUUGCUCGAGUAUUAUUGCAUAAUGGCUUGGCGAAACAACGACAUACUCGCGACAGUGACUUGCGCUACAUUGUUGGUCUCCUUCACGUUUAAUGUAUUUAUAUUUUGCUACGUAGGCGAACUCCUCUCUGAACAGGUAGUAACACAAGAAUUUCGCUUGUCUAGAUAUCCUCCAUUUUAUCAAAUACUCUCAAUGAUCGUCAUUAGUGUAGACAAAUCGAUCAAAUGGUACAACUUACCACCUAAAGACGCUUACGAUCUUAUUCUACUGAUCUCCGUAUCUCAGUAUCCACCAAAGCUUACAGCUGGAAAAAUAAUCGAAUUAUCUCUUGAUACUUUUAGCUGUGUGAGUUUAUAUUUUUGUAGUUGUACCGUUACCGUAAAAACCAAUUUAAACCAAAAUUUUAUACUUGCCUAUUUUCAGGUAGCAAAAUCGUCAUUAGUUUAUCUGAAUUUAAUUCAAACACAACUGACAAACGUUCAUUACGACAACGACAUACAUUACACGCUGCAAAUGUGCGAAUGGCUGUUCAAACUAAUCGGCAUGUGGCCUCUCGUCGACAGUCGCACCAGAAGUAAACUGCAACAACUCGUCAUGGUCGUUCUGAUAAGCACGUGCUUUUCUAGCAUGCUCUUCAUCGUCUUACCAUCCUUUCACCACAUCUUCUUCGUGGAGAAAAAUACGGACAUGAAAGUGAAAAUGCUCGGGCCAGUUAGCUUCUGUUUCUCGUCUGCGGUCAAGUACUGCUACCUUGCGAUAAUCAUGUACAGCACCGCGACGGCUGCGUACAGUUUGGCAGCGACUUUUGUUACCCACAUUUGUGGACAGAUUCAGAUACAGAUAGCAAGACUGCAUGAUUUGGUGAACAGCAAACAGAGGAAAAAUAUCGAGCCUGAUCCUCUGUCUGUCAUCGUGCACAAUCAUGCGGAAAUUCUAAGGUAUGGAGGGAUGGCGGAACAGCGACGCAGUGGCGACAAUGACGUGUGCCACUUUGUUGGUUUCCUUCACGUUUAAUGUAUUUAUAUUCUGUUAUGUAGGCGAACUCCUCUCUGAACAGGUAGUUGCAAAAGAAUUUCUUUCGUUUAGACAUUCUUCAUUUUAUCAAACACUGCCAAUGAUCUGUAGACAAAUCGGUGCAAAUUCCUACAAGAUCGAAUGGUAUAACUUGCCAGCUAAGGACGCUUACGAUCUCAUUCUAUUGAUCUCCAUAUCACAGUAUCCACCAAAACUUACAGCUGGAAAAGUAAUCGAAUUAUCCCUCGACACUUUUAGCUCCGUGAGUUUAUAUUUUUGUGAUAAUGACCUAGUUGACGGACAAGUGAGAAACGUCCAUUACGACAACGACAUACACUACACGCUGCAAAUGUGCGAAUGGCUGUUCAAACUAAUCGGAAUGUGGCCUCUCAUCAACAAUCGCACCAGAAGUAAACUUCAACAACUCGUCAUCAUCGUUCAGAUAAGCACGUGCUUUACUAGCAUACUCUUCAUCAUCUUAACAUUCUUUCACCACAUCGUCUACGUGGAGAAAAAUACGGACAUGAGAAUGAAAAUGAUCGCCCCGUUUGGUUUCUGUAUCUCGUCCACGAUUAAAUACUGCUUCUUUGGUCUGAAGAGACGCUUCAUCGAACAAUGUAUCCAGCACGUGAGGAAGGACUGGAAAAAGGUGCAUGAUCCAAAUUACCGUACAAUCAUGCUGAAAUACGUGACAGUCAGCAGGAAGCUCAGCACAAUAUGCGCAGCAUUCUUAUACAUCGGUGCACUGUCGUAUUACACGAUAAUGCAGUUUUUUUCGAAGGAAAAUAGUGGCGCAAAUAACACGUUCAGAUCACUGGCUUAUCCUGGCGCUGAUUGGCUCUUGGAUUCUCAGUCUAGUCCUACGUACGAAAUCGUGUUUUCUAUUCAGUGUGUCACGGGAAUGAUCAUGUGCAGUACCGCAGUGCUUGCACAUAGUUUGGCUUCGACGUUCGUUAUCCACAUUUGUGGACAGAUUCAGAUACAAAUAACAAGACUACACGAUUUGGUGAAGAGUAGAGAGGGAGAGCAUGGUGAACAUGACCUCCUAAGUGUUAUCAUACACGAUCAUGUGGAAAUUUUA